UUAUUCAGUCAAGGUUUGGGCUGGGGGAAGAUUUCUCUUGAUUAAAAUAUUAGAGCCAUGAUGCUAUUGGCUAUUGGUCAAUGUUCUCUUUGCUCCUUUUCUCAGUGUUUUUUGCUGAUUAACAUCAAAUCUGCUCUGCAUAAUCCCAUAUGACGCUGUUAAUCCAUCAGGGGUCACACUACAAAUUAUUAAAGCCACCUGUUCCUCACCUCACUCAGUUCUGGUGGCUUGAGUAGAACGUUGCACUGAGCAUCUGAAGCAAUGGCUGUUGUUAGUGGAUCAUUCCGGAUGGUGUCUGAGGAGGAGCAGGCCCUCAGGGCUAAGCUGGAGCACCUCACGGUCAAAGAUCACGGGCCGGUGUUCGGUCCCUGUGCACAAAUACCAGACCACACGGUGCAGAAGGCUAAAGAUGAGCUAAAUGAGACGGAUGAGAAGCGAGUGUCAGCCGUAAAGGAACUAAGAGGUAUUAUGAAAGAGAAGGCGGAUUCUGGAGACGACCUUGCUAAAGGUGUUCAGGACACUUUUGGGGAAAAGCCCGAUGGCGUGCUGGUGAGGUUCGUCCGUGCCAGGAAAUAUGAAAUAAACAGGGCCUAUGAACUCAUGAAGGGUUAUGUGCGCUUUAGACGGGAUUACCCUGAGCUCUUUGAAAACUUGACCCCUGAGGCUGUCCGCAGCACCAUUGAGGCCGGAUACCCAGGCAUCCUGUCGAGCAGAGAUAAAUAUGGCCGUGUGGUGCUGCUCUUCAACAUUGAGAACUGGGAUUAUGAGGAGAUCACCUUCGAUGAGAUCCUCAGAGCCUAUUGUGUGAUCCUGGAGAAGCUUCUGGAAAAUGAGGAGACUCAGAUCAAUGGGUUUUGCAUCAUUGAAAACUUCAAGGGUUUCACUAUGCAGCAAGCCUCUGGCAUCAAACCCACAGAGCUGAAGAAAAUGGUGGACAUGCUGCAGGAUUCUUUCCCUGCACGUUUCAAAGCAGUGCACUUUAUCCACCAGCCCUGGUACUUCACCACCACCUACAAUGUGGUCAAACCCCUGAUGAAGAGCAAACUGCUGGAAAGGGUGUUUGUCCACGGCGAUGAGCUGGAGAACUACUACAAGGAGUUUGAUUCUGAAAUCCUGCCUUCAGACUUUGAUGGGAAAGGCCCCAAAUAUGACGGCAAGGUCACAGCAGCACAUCUUUUUGACUAAGCACUUUUUAUCCAUCACUGUACCAGAACGUGACAGUGUGUUGUUUUAGUUGUAUUGUAUUACAGAAUGAUCGAAUAUGUUUUUUUCUGAGUGAACUCAGCAGCAUAGAGAUUUUCCCGUUCCAAACAGCCAUCCUCAGAGGAAAAGUCUCCAGAGAUGUCAUCAAAGAGGAAUGAAAACAGAUAAGGUCUGUUAGUUCUGCGACUCUUCAUUCUAUAAGAGUGCUUGGCAUUCCUUGCUAAUCUGGGGCAGGGCCAUUUCCAAAUUUACCCCAAAACAUAGAUAUUCUUCUGGAACGCAUGGAAGAUAACAGAGUCCAGACAUUUCUGUUGUUUCUCUUGUUAACUGAUGAUGGAAAAAUACUCGAACCAGUCAAUGUUAAAAGCAUAUUUGCAAGAAUAUAUUAUGUUCCAAAUGUAUAACUUUCUAUAUUAAAGUGCACACUUAAAAU
This is a messenger RNA of Megalobrama amblycephala (Wuchang bream), 1636 nucleotides long. It is a transcript of the gene rlbp1b, whose product is annotated as retinaldehyde binding protein 1b. Gene Ontology annotation, molecular function: phosphatidylinositol bisphosphate binding. Gene Ontology annotation, cellular component: membrane. The transcript is spliced from 8 exons. NCBI's taxonomy places the organism in Eukaryota, Metazoa, Chordata, Actinopteri, Cypriniformes, Xenocyprididae. Bases 262 to 1185 code for a protein of 307 amino acids. The record is from RefSeq and is a predicted model, not a curated record.